ACUGAAGGCAGAGUUCUCAGAAAUGAAAGUGCAAGUAAAGAGCUGGUUGUGAACGGUGGGGCUCAGAAGUGUGUACACCAACAGGCCUCAGAAGGUAGUUUAGUUUUGGUGGACCCUGCCACUUUGUGCCCAGCCCUGAAGCCUUGGCUCUUUCCAACCGGACCCCAGGCCCAUGGCAAUGGCCCAAGAAGUCACCCUCAGUAGCCUUCGGGAGGAGCAGACCAGACUAAAGAUGAGGUUGCAGGAGCUGCAGCAGCUGAGAAUGAAACUUAGGGACUCCUCCCAAGACAAGAUCCUAUUCGCAAUGCCUGAAGUGCCCCUGGUGUUCCAGGGACACACUCAUCAGGGUGGGGAAGCACCGAAAUCUUCAGUUUCUAACCUGAGGAUCUGUUAUCCUCUGCCUGGAGGCUCUGCUCUGGUGACCUUUGAUGAUCCCCAAGUGGCUAAAAGGGUGCUGCAACAAAAGAUGUAUAAGAUUGACAUGGAAGAAUGCCGGCUGCGGUUGCAGGUCCAGCCCUUGGAGCUGCCUGUCGUGACCACCAUCGAGGUGUCCAGCCAGAUGGAUGGCCAGAGAGUGCUGGUCAGUGGGUUUCCUGCGGGGCUUAAGCUGAGUGAGGAGGAGCUGCUGGACAAGUUAGAGAUCUUCUUUGGCAAGGCCAAGAAUGGGGGUGGUGAUGUGGAGACUCGGGAACUGCUACAAGGAGGUGUCAUGCUGGGCUUCGCUGAAGAGAAAGUGGCCCAGCACCUAUGCCAGAUUGGCCAGUUCACAGUGCCACUGGGUGGGCAGCAGGUCCCUCUGAGAGUCUCUCCCUACAUGAGUGGGAAGAUCCAGAAGGCCGAGAUGAGGAAUCAGUCAGUGCCCCAGUCUGUGCUGGUGUUGAACAUUCCCGACAUCCUCGAUGGCCCGGAGCUACACGACAUCCUGAAGAUCCACUUCCAGAAGCCCACCCGUGGGGGUGGGGAGGUGGAGGCCCUGGCCGUAGUGACCCCAGGACAGCGGGGCCUGGCGGUCUUCACCUAGUCGGACUAGAAGUUGCCCUUCUCAUCACCCCCACCCCCCUGCCGAGCUUCUCACAAGGGGCUGCGGUUGGGUGCCCAUGUACCAGGGAGAUCUUGCUGGUCGACUGUGAGCAGGGAUUAUGAGUUGUGAAAUGCUGAACAGUAAAAGUGCCCACAUGGCAUGAUCGUCUUCCUCAUUUCAUUUCAUGAAAGGAAACAACUGGGCAGGG
Messenger RNA from Talpa occidentalis (Iberian mole), 1229 nucleotides. It is a transcript of the gene IFI35, whose product is annotated as interferon induced protein 35. NCBI's taxonomy places the organism in Eukaryota, Metazoa, Chordata, Mammalia, Eulipotyphla, Talpidae. The transcript is spliced from 7 exons. The record is from RefSeq and is a predicted model, not a curated record. Gene Ontology annotation, cellular component: nucleus. Bases 173 to 1021 code for a protein of 282 amino acids.